Podospora pseudopauciseta is the source of this 138-nucleotide messenger RNA. RefSeq lists its product as uncharacterized. Bases 1 to 138 code for a protein of 45 amino acids. Lineage: Eukaryota; Fungi; Ascomycota; Sordariomycetes; Sordariales; Podosporaceae. The transcript has a single exon. The record is from RefSeq and is a predicted model, not a curated record.
AUGCCGACCGACUCCGUGAUCUGGCACCACGGAGAACCUCCGGACGUGAGGAUGCCCUCCCCAAUCUGGACUAUCAAACGCUUUGGAAUACCCUCAACAACGUUGCUGCUUACAUCGAUCGUCUCGAAGGCAACGUGA